AUGGCGAUGACGAAUACAACUACUGUAUGCAAGAAGAUGGAUAUGGAUCGGAUCAAGGGUCCAUGGAGUCCUGAAGAGGACGAGCUACUACAGCAGUUGGUGCAAAAGUAUGGACCAAGAAACUGGUCCUUGAUUAGCAAGUCUAUACCGGGGAGAUCCGGGAAGAGUUGCCGGUUGAGGUGGUGUAACCAGCUUUCACCACAGGUGGAGCACCGGGCCUUUACGCCGGAGGAGGAUGAGACCAUCAUCAGGGCACAUGCUAAGUUUGGUAACAAAUGGGCCACCAUAGCCCGACUCCUUUCGGGUCGGACUGAUAACGCGAUUAAGAAUCACUGGAACUCCACCCUGAAAAGAAAGUGCUCUUCUAUGAGUUCUGAUGAAGGGAAUGAAUUUAUGGAUUAUAACCAGCAGCCUUUGAAGAGAUCCGUCAGUGCCGGGUCGGGCGUUCAUGUCUCGGGUCUUUACUUGAAUCCUGGUAGCCCAACCGGGUCGGAUGCCAGCGAGUCAAGUUUACCGGUGAUGUCAGCUUCUCAUGUUUUUAAAUCGGUUGCAAGAGCCGGCGUCCUGUUCUCGUCUCCAGUCGAAACCGGGUCAUCGACUAAUGAUCCUCCGACUUCUCUCAGCCUGUCGCUUCCCGGAGUUGACUCGAAUUCCAAGCUUGACUCAACUCAGCCUAAAAGUCCCCUCCAACUUCUCUCUGUCCAACCACCGCCACUGCCUCUGCCUCCACCGGCUCCAGCAGCAUUGCCACAGGCUAAAGCUGCUACUGCAAUCCAACCUCAAACUCCAACUGAACAAAAGGCGACAUUUGGAUCAACUUCCGCGGUGGUACCACCGCCAUCACCACCGAUGCAGAUUCAACAUCAGCAAGAUAAAGUUUUUGUUCCUUUUACCGCAGAGUUGAUGUCGGUGAUGCAGGACAUGAUAAGAACAGAGGUUAGAAGUUACAUGAUGGGGCUAGAACAGCAAAAGCAGCAGCAACUGCAAUAUAUCCAACAGCAAUUUCAGCAACAACAGUAUCAGCAACAGCAUCAGCAUCAGCAACAGAUUGGGUUGUGCAUGCAGCAAGCAAAUGCAAAUGAAGGAUUCAGGAAUGCAACUAUGAAUCGCAUUGGAAUCAGUAGAAUUGAUUAA
Fraxinus pennsylvanica is the source of this 1134-nucleotide messenger RNA. The record is from the annotation of a GenBank genome assembly. Lineage: Eukaryota; Viridiplantae; Streptophyta; Magnoliopsida; Lamiales; Oleaceae.